UUUUGUUUACGUUGUGUAUUAUAAUAUUAUCAGUGCGUUUUGCUAUGGAAAAAACCAAGAAAAAGCCGGUAAUGGGCAGGAUAAGUGAUGUCAUGAAAAAACUUCGACAAGCAAGCCACGAGACAGGUGAAGACUGCCAUUGCAAAAGGCAUCGAUGUCUUUGUAUAAUAAAUGAAGCUGAAAGAAAGGUAAUAAUUCAACAAUUUAAUUUAUUAAAUUACAAUGAGCAAAACGCGUACCUUGCUGGACUUAUAAGUGUAGGACCAGUUGCAACAAGAAGACCUAGAGUUCAUGAAAAUGUUGCUAGGUUUAACGAUGCAACUUACCGUUAUAAAGUAAGGGUUAACCGAGCUACAUUAAAUUUAUCUGAGGAUGUUGACGUAUGUUAUAAGGCAAUUCUGUCUAUGCAUGGGAUAGGAAAGAAAAGACUAGAAAAUAUUCAAAAGUCUUUGAAGAUGAAGGGCGUUGCACCCCGUGACAAACGGGGAACUAAUGUUAAGAAAUAUUCAAAAUCAGAAAAGACAAUUCACGCAGUGGUCACCCAUAUUAACUCAUUUAAAUCUCGACCAAGUCAUUACAGUAUCAAAAAGACAAGCAAAAAGUAUUUACCAGAAGAGCUAAACGUUAAGAAAAUGUACGGUUUGUACAAGGAGCAAAACAAUCCGCCCGUUUCGUACGAAUUUUACAGAAAGAUAUUUAAUACAAGAUUUAAUUUAUCUUUUAGAUAUCCACGUUCGGACACGUGCAGUGAAUGUGAUCAAUUUUUGGCUAACAUAAAAGUUCUGGAGAUGAAAUUAAAGACAGAAAAUGGGAAUGAAGAAGAAAAGAAAAGAACAGAAGCUGAAAUACAAAAGUUAGGAGUUCUGAACAGAGUGCACAAAGCAAAAGCUGAGAAAUUUUACGAGAAAAAACGAGUAUUCAUGCAAUAUGCAUCCACAAAGGAUGACACAGAAGCUAUUGCUAUGGAUUUUCAAAAGAAUCUGAGCCUACCCAACGUGACGACAAACGAUGUUUAUUAUAAACGUCAACUAACGUUUAUUUCAUUUAACAUUCAUGAAUUGGCCUGCAAUAAUGCCAUUUUUUACACAUAUAAUGAAACAAUUGGAAAGGGAGCAAAUGAAGUUGUUUCCAUGCUCAAUCACUACAUUUUUUACGAAACUUAAGCCUAGUGUACUUCAUCUGAACAUAUUCUGCGAUUCCUGUGCGGGACAAAAUAAAAAUUUUACGGUGUUUAGAUACCUUCAUUACGUCGUACAUGUCGCCAAAAGGCUUUCUUCGGUCACAGUUAUUUUUCCUGUCAGAGGACACUCAUAUCUUGAGUGUGAUAGAGACAUGAGCUUUGUUAACCAAAAAGUUAGGGCAGAACUACCACGUGACUGGGUAACCGAAUUGAAAACUUGUAGACAAAAACCCACUCGAUUUGUUGUACACGAUGUUGAUCAAUCAAUGCUAAGAAAUUGGUCAGGGUAUUUAGAUGAAAUUUAUAAAAAAAAAUCCCCGUUUGCUUCAAGAUCAAUAAGGGAACUUAGGAUCACUCUGGAUCAUCCUUGUCUAAUUGAACACCGAUCUUCUUAUAGUGGACACUGGACAUCUUUCGUUAUCCAAAACCAGAUAGAGCCUGGAAACUCUGCGAAGGACUUUCUACCUAUAGGACAGUUUUUCUUACCAACAGGACUGUAUAAUGCUCCUUUGCCGAUCAGCGAAGAAAAAUUUAAAGACCUAAUGCACCUAAAACGAUUUUGUGGACCUGAAGCUCAAGAGUUCUUUGAAAACCUACCGCAUGGAGAAACAAAGAUGAAAAAGAAGCAAUAAUUCUAAAAAAUCCAAUGUAUCAACAUGCAAUAUACAUAAAAAUUAAUGUAAAUA
Messenger RNA from Anthonomus grandis grandis, 1866 nucleotides. RefSeq lists its product as uncharacterized. The transcript is spliced from 2 exons. NCBI's taxonomy places the organism in Eukaryota, Metazoa, Arthropoda, Insecta, Coleoptera, Curculionidae. The record is from RefSeq and is a predicted model, not a curated record. The coding region runs from base 45 to 1163 and encodes 372 amino acids.